AACACAAGCCCCAUCAAACCUCAUAACAUCCAUUCCUCCAAACUCAAACACAAGUUACCAAAGCCUCUUCUUCUGCUUGAAGCCAUGGCCUCUAACUUUAGCUUGAUGAGUUUGGCAAUACUUGCCCUCACAUUUUCUCUCGCCGUGCAAGGCACUCUUGGAGGGAUAGAAUGUGAGAAUCUGAGCGAGGAAACGUGCUCAUUUGCCGUGUCAUCUGGUGGAAAACGCUGUGUGCUUGAGAAGCGUGUGAAGAGAACAGGGGAGGAAGCAUACACAUGCAGGACAUCUGAGAUUGAAGCUGAUAAAUUGAAGGAUCACAUUGAAACUGAGCAGUGCGUCAAGGCUUGUGGAUUGGACAGAAAAUCCCUUGGAAUCUCAUCAGAUUCUCUUCUUGAGUCCCGCUUCACUCACCAGCUUUGUUCCCCUCAGUGCUACCAGAGUUGCCCAAAUGUUGUUGACUUAUACUUCAAUCUUGCAGCUGGUGAAGGUGUGUUUCUUCCUAUGUUGUGUGAAGCAGAAGGUGGGAAUGCUCGUCGAGGAAUGGCUGAACUCAAAAGCUCUGGCAUUGUGGCACCAGGACCUGUUCACUUUGUGCAGUUUUUAGCUACACCUCCAGAGCCAUUUAACCCUGUGGAGUUCGCAGCUGAGCCUGCGGCUACCCCAUCAUACCCACCAUACUAAGUUGUAGUUUUUAGAGCAUGCAAAAAAAUUGAGUGGCAUAAUAAACAACUCAACGUCUUAUUAUUAAACAGGUUGAGUUCAGAGGCACACCAUGUUUAGUUUGUAAUAGCUAAUGAAGUUGUUCCUACAUAUUUUGCUGGCA
Messenger RNA from Lotus japonicus, 823 nucleotides. RefSeq lists its product as uncharacterized. NCBI's taxonomy places the organism in Eukaryota, Viridiplantae, Streptophyta, Magnoliopsida, Fabales, Fabaceae. The record is from RefSeq and is a predicted model, not a curated record. The coding region runs from base 85 to 681 and encodes 198 amino acids. The transcript is spliced from 3 exons.